CUUUCUGCAAUGAAUUGGAUGUUAUUCAUUUGUUUAGUGAAAGUACGCCAUUGCUACGUGAAUGUUGCCUUAAACAAGCCAGCAUAUCAACAGAAUCCCCUUAAUCCAAAUGACAGUACAGGUGAUGCCAGUAAUGCAGUCGAUGGGCAGAAGUCAAACCUGAGUAGGAAAGGUGGUCAAUGUGUCGUUUCAACUAACGAAGAAACCGCCACUUGGUGGGUCAACUUGACAAGCAUCCACAACAUCCAGAACAUAACAAUCUACUACAUGACAGGCAAUAAACCUUGGGGAGCUACAAAUUACUACACAGGUUCUUUUCUGGGAUUUUCUGUAUAUGUCUCAAAUUCAACAGAGAGACUACGAGGAAUACAAUGUUUUAAAGACAACAACUUUACACUAGAUACCAUACCUUCUGUAUUCACCGUCGUCUGUCCUGUUCAUGGACAAUAUGUGAUUUACUACAACGAGAGACUAACGGAAAAAGCCUACCCUGACAAUUACCGCCCAACUGCUGAAAACAAUUUAUGUGAGAUUGAAGUAUAUGGCUGUCCUGAUUCCGGAUGCUAUGGUUCUACAAAUACCUCUCUCCCUUGCCCGGAUGAUAACUGUCAUUACUGUCACAAAGAGACGGGCACCUGUCAAGUUUGUUACCCUGGGUACAAAGGUCAAAAUUGUAAGCUAGAAUGUGAUACUGGAGAGUAUGGGAUAAACUGUUCAAAGAGUUGUGGUAAUUGCUACAAUCAAUCGCAAUGCCACAAUGUCGACGGAUCCUGCUCUGAAGGAUGUUCUGCUGGAUACAAGGGGUCCCUGUGUAUUGACCGUAAAUACUAUUUUCGAGUAUUUACGAUUAAUAUAUAUCUUUUGACAUAUCUGUCUUUUUUUAAGAUGCAUAUUUCUUUCUGUUUACUCGAUGUUUUAGAUGUUGCAUGUAAUGACUACCAAUGGCUCUCCUAG
Messenger RNA from Magallana angulata, 954 nucleotides. RefSeq lists its product as uncharacterized. The transcript is spliced from 5 exons. The record is from RefSeq and is a predicted model, not a curated record. Lineage: Eukaryota; Metazoa; Mollusca; Bivalvia; Ostreida; Ostreidae. The coding region runs from base 10 to 954 and encodes 314 amino acids.